Molecule: messenger RNA, 596 nt
Organism: Nicotiana attenuata
Lineage: Eukaryota; Viridiplantae; Streptophyta; Magnoliopsida; Solanales; Solanaceae
Exons: 3
Coding region: 75-575 (166 amino acids)
Biological process (GO): xylem development
Source: RefSeq, a predicted model, not a curated record
UAUCCAUUCAAACCAUAGCAAGUACUCAACUUCACAAAACACAUUCCAAAAACUCCAUAAAAAAGCACUUGAAAAUGGAAGGUCCAAGGACUUCUUCAUCUAUGAAUAAUUUUCUGGGGGAUAGAGAGGAAGCUGCAACAAAUCAAGAAGAGAGUGGAUGGACAACUUAUUUGGAUGAUUUUUCAUUAAUGAAACAAAGGGAAAAUAGUUGUUAUAAUUCUGAGGAUGAUUGCCCUUCUUUGCUAUCUGAUGCUGCUUCUCAUGUUAAAAGAUUGAAUUUGAAGAAAACAAGAAAUAAGAAAAUCUCUGAUCCUGAUUUGGAAGACACUGCUAGUUCACCUGUCAACAGUCCUAAGGUAAGCAGUUUUAAGCAGAUGGACAUCAAUUACAUAAGAGCAGAAAACAAUAGCAGAAACUUUCUGGGAAAUGAAGGAAGCUCAAGACAAAUAAUCCAAGAAAUGCAGAAUGUAGAGAGAGGCCACAGCAUAUCUUUUGAAAAUAAUGGCUAUACUGACCUGAAGAAGAAGGGACUUUGUCUUGUGCCUAUAUCCAUGUUUGUCAACUACAAGGGCUGAUUAAUAUUGCUCUUGCCCACC